Molecule: messenger RNA, 1482 nt
Organism: Eublepharis macularius
Lineage: Eukaryota; Metazoa; Chordata; Lepidosauria; Squamata; Eublepharidae
Product: angiogenin-like
Exons: 3
Coding region: 127-573 (148 amino acids)
Molecular function (GO): nucleic acid binding
Source: RefSeq, a predicted model, not a curated record
AAAGGAAGCUGGACAUUAGUAGCUGGGAGUCUGAUUGCAACCAAGCUGUAGAAAAGAUUGGUGAAGCGCUCUCCCACUCUCUCCAUCAACGUGAAUCUCUGGGACAUCUCCAGGAUUGAGGAUAGAAUGAGGCCUUUGGAAGGAGCCGCUUAUUUUCUGCUCCUGUUACUGGUGGCCGAAUUGCUGCCCGGAUUCUCCGACGGCAACAACCCGCGCUAUGAGAACUUCCUGAACCAGCACCGGGAUGACCCCAAGAGCAGCUUCCACGGCCGGUACUGUGACACCCUGAUGCGCAGCCGUGGCCUCACCAGGCCCCAGUGCAAGGAAAUCAACACCUUUAUCCAUGGUUCCAAGAGGCAGAUACGUGCCGUGUGCGACCGAGGGGGGGUUCCUGAUGGGCAGCUGCAACGCAGCCUGCAGCACUUCAGGGUCACCACCUGCACCCUCAGGGGUGGCUCAACCCGCCCGCCCUGCGAGUACAAAGAGAACACCUCGCCCAGGUACAUUGUCAUCGGCUGUGAAGGCGGCUGGCCUGUACACUAUGAUGAGAGCCAGAUCGUGACCACGAUCUGAAACCAAGGAGAAGAACCAUGUGGCUCAAGCCAAUGGCCCUGCUUCCCUGUGUAAUUCUGCUUCACCCAGGGUUUUGCUCACAGGUAUUCCUUGUGAGUCUUCACCCUUGUCUUGUUUUGCUGUCAAAAUUUGGAUCGUGAACACGCUGUCUUUCUCGCUUAUGAGCAAAGUGCUUUAUAACCUGUAUAAAUCUUGGACGUCAUAAAAUUUACAAAGUUUUAUGUGUUAUCCUACAUGCCAGUUUGACAGUGUUUAGGUUGCCUCAGAUAGAAAGGAAAAAACAGUAUUUUCUUCUUUAAAAAGCAGACUGUUAAAAAUCUGGUUUUAAUUGGGGUUUUGCUGACUUUUUAAAAAAAAGAUUGUUGAUAAAUUUGAUCAUACUCUGGCGCAAGAGCAUCAUAAAAUGGUGUUAUAUGGAAAGGACUUAAAUAAAUAAACAGAUUGCCGUGAUGGAUUCCAGGUAGGGUUGCCAGCCUCCAGGUGUUGGCUGGAGAUCUCCUGGAAUUACAACUGAUCUCUAGGUGACAGAGACAAGUUCCCCUGGAGAAAAUGGCAGCCUUAGAAGGUAGACUGUAUGGCAUUAUACCCUGCUGAGGUCCCUCCCUUCCCCAAAUCCCGCUCUCUCCAGGUUCCACCCUCCCCCCAAAUCUCCAGGAAUUUCCCAACCAGGAACUGGCAACCCCUAGUUCCAGGGUGCAAUAACUGCCAGGCUGCCAUGAGCAAGGGGUGACUUGAAGGUCUCUCCCAGGGUGCGGAUUUCUGGGGGUGGGAAAUGCAAUCGCAACACAAUUGGCCUCCGAUUAUCUGCCCCAGAGCACUAAUAUAAUCAGCUCUGCUCCCUCUUGUAAGACUAAUAAGAACUACAGCUAUGUAGUAAGAAAAUUUACAAACAAUGCACAGGGUAAGUGU